GGGUUCUGGAUCAGUGUGAAAAAUAAAAAUUAGAUAUCAUAUGAUUAAAAACAGAGGUAGGUCCAGAAAAUUUUAGAAUUUUUUUUUAAAAAAUGAAUGUGUUUGUGUGUGUAUAGUAAAUGAUGCAUCUGCUGCCUUUAAAUCGUGGAUUAGCAUUUGAUUGGAAGAACAAUAAUUCAAAGGAAUGUAUACUAUAUUCAUCGAGGUGGAUGUAUGUGUUGAUUGCUAUGAUUACUUUGGAUCCUAUGUGAAAAUAGGACAACAAAUUGGUAUUUUGUUCUUUUCAGUCUGCCUUUUAUACUGAGCAACUAGACAGAAAUGAAUUUAUAUUGCUACUCAUGGACUGAAUCUCCAAAACAAAAAUUUGAGGCAAUCCGGACUUUAUAAUGAAAUUGCUGCUCAGGUUGAAGAUGUCUUAUAGAAGAUCAGGGAAAAGUGGGAGCACUGAUUCGGAGUUGGAAGAGUUGAAGUAUAAAUACUACAAAGAUUUAAGAGAUGAAAGAGUCAAAAUUAGACGUUCUGGGAAGUAUUUCAAAUGCCCAUACUGUCAGGAUUCAAGUAAAGAGUAUGAUUCACAAGAGCUUCUACGGCAUUCUUCCCGCAUUGGUAGAGAUUCAAGGAGUACUAGUUUUAGAGACAAGGCUAGACAUUUGGGAUUGUUUAAGUACUUGGAUAGGUACAUAGAUGCAGACAAGAACACAUCUGAAUCAAGUCAGAGAAGAUGUUCUGAGCUAUCAUGGAAGAUUUCUCAAGAUGCUAAGAGUAAUCCAGUUGAGCCACCUCAGAUCACUGAGAAGUCUGAAGGCGGAGGAAAAUUUAAUCUGUCUUCUGCUAGGACCAUUGAAGCAGUGGAUAGACCUGUUGAUGGUCCUGAAGAGCCCCUGAAAAUGGGAAAACUAAAUGCGGAGAACAGAGUGGUAUCCAAACCUCCUCCCAGAAGUACCAAAGAUGGCCUGCAACCCCAACCUCUCCUAGCAGCUAGUAGGCCAGAAAUCAGCAAUGCCAAGGAUGAUCCAAUAGUUUUUCCUUGGAUGGGAAUAGUAGCCAAUAUCCCAGUUGAAUAUAAGGGAGGGAGGUAUGUAGGUAACAGUGGAACAAAUCUAAAAAAGGAAUGGAUUGAGAAAGGGUUUAAUCCACUGAAGGUUCAUCCUUUGUGGAACUACCGGGGUCACACCGGAUAUGCCAUAGUUGAAUUUAAAGGGGAUUGGUCUGGAUUCAUGAAUGCUAUAGCGUUCGAAAAAGCAUUUGAAUUAGAUAAACAUGGGAAGAGAGACUGGAAUUCAGUAAGAUGUCGAGAUGAUAAAUUGUAUGCUUGGAUUGCACGUGAUGAAGAUUACAAUGCUGAGUCUUUCAUUGGUAAUUAUCUCCGUAAAAAUGGAGAUCUUAAGUCAGUUUCUGGAAUACAAGAAGAGAACAAGAGGAAAGAUUCAAGGCUACUAUGCAACUUGACCAAUGAGUUAGAGAUGAAGAACAAUGAAUGUGAAGAGAUGAAGAAGAAAAUAAGCAGAGCAGAGGGUUUUAUGGCUAAUGUGGUGAGUCGAAAGGAGGAGAUGGUCCAAAACUACAAUGACGAGAUGGAGAUGAUGCGGGAUAAAGCAUUCAAUCAGCUCCAUGAUUUCAUACGUGAGCAUGAGAAAAGCAAAAUGCAACUUGAAGCUCAAAAAAAACAAUUGAUGCUACAAGAACAAGAAUUGAGAAAACGCGAAGCACUUAAUAAGAGUGAGAAAAGAAAGCUUGACCUCCAGAAAGAGAUGAAUGAAAGGGCAAUUUUGGAGCAGAGAAAUGCAGAUGAGAAAAUGCUGCAAUUGGCUGAAGAUCAUAAGAGAGUAAAGGAACAACUUCAUAAAAGAAUAAUUGAACUUGAAGCGAACCUUGAUCAGAAGCAAGCGCUACAGUUGCAGAUUGAGCGCUUGAGGGGUUCCGUGGAAGUGAUGAGACUCAUGAAUGAGGAAGGAGAUCUCGAAGCUAAGAAGAAACUGCAGUCAAUUCAAGAAGAGAUCAAGGAGAGUGAAGAAGAACUUGAUAGCUUGGAAACACUGAAUCAAACUCUAAUUAUAAAGGAAAGACUUACAAAUGACGAAGUGCAGGAAGCCCGUAAAGAACUAAUCAAUGGUUUAAGGGAGAGCGGUGCUUUUAUCUGUGUCAAGAGAAUGGGGGAACUUGAUGAGAAGCCAUUCCAUGCUGCUGCCAAAAAAAAAUUUAAUUCUGAAGAAGCAGCAGAGAAAGCAUUGGCAGUAUGUUCGUUGUGGGAGGACUACCUGAGGGAUCCAAACUGGCAUCCGUAUAAGAUUAUCCAAAAGGGUCAAACCGCUGAGGAAAUAAUUGAUGAAAAUGAUGAGAAAUUGAAGGAACUGAAGGCCGAAUGUGGUGAUGAAGUGUAUCAAGCUGUGGUAACUGCGUUAAAUGAGUUGAAUGUGCAUAACCCCAGUGGCAGGUAUCCAGUACCUCAGUUGUGGAAUAACAAGGAAAAAAGAAUUGCAUCAUUGAACGAAGGAGUUGCAUUCAUUUUGAAACAGUGGAAGUUGCAUAGGAAGAAAACAAGAUAAAGCAUUUGACUAAACUUUGAAGGGAAAGAAGUAGUUGUGGAAUUUCACUGGGUUGUUGUUGUUGUUGUUGAGGGGAAAGAAGUAGGGAGAAUUGAUUGUCAUCACAUGAUUAAUUCUAGUAGGCAAGCUCAACUAUAUUCAAGUCUGCAAAAACUUCAUUAGUUUUAUUAUGCCACCCUUCAUUUUGCUCUAAAUUUCAGAUGAGACAGUUUGUUCUUUA
This is a messenger RNA of Solanum dulcamara, 2766 nucleotides long. Its product is annotated as factor of DNA methylation 4-like. Gene Ontology annotation, biological process: gene silencing by siRNA-directed DNA methylation. NCBI's taxonomy places the organism in Eukaryota, Viridiplantae, Streptophyta, Magnoliopsida, Solanales, Solanaceae. The record is from RefSeq and is a predicted model, not a curated record. The transcript has 7 exons. The coding region runs from base 387 to 2546 and encodes 719 amino acids.